Macrobrachium nipponense is the source of this 2577-nucleotide messenger RNA. RefSeq names its product aspartate aminotransferase, cytoplasmic-like (gene Got1). Gene Ontology annotation, biological process: L-aspartate biosynthetic process. The transcript is spliced from 8 exons. Gene Ontology annotation, cellular component: cytosol. The coding region runs from base 98 to 1321 and encodes 407 amino acids. NCBI's taxonomy places the organism in Eukaryota, Metazoa, Arthropoda, Malacostraca, Decapoda, Palaemonidae. The record is from RefSeq and is a predicted model, not a curated record. Gene Ontology annotation, molecular function: L-aspartate:2-oxoglutarate transaminase activity; pyridoxal phosphate binding.
UCUUAGCCCAAUAGUCUCUCUCGGUCAGCCGUACGAGUUAGAGCUCGCACUCCUGUAGUGGUUAUUUCAUUCAUCUUUUCCCAUAACAUUCACGAAAAUGGCUCCCAGCAGAUUUACCGGGAUUAAAAUUGCUCCACCUAUCGAGGUAUUUGCUGUCAUGAAGGCUUUCAAUGACAGCACCCACGAGAAGAAAGUGAACCUCAGCGUUGGAGCGUAUCGUACUGAUGAAGCCAAGCCAUGGGUCUUACCAGUUGUAAGAAAAGUAGAAGCAGAACUUGCGGCCGACAUGUCUCUCAAUCAUGAGUACCUGCCCAUUCUUGGCUUGGAAUCUUUUUCAGUUGCAGCUGCCAAGAUGUUGUUGGGUUCUGAUCACCAGACAAUUAAAGAUGGAAAGGUUACUUCCAUCCAAGUGUUGUCAGGAACUGGUGGCUUAAGAAUUGCUGCAGAAUUCUUGCACAGAGUUCUCAAUUAUGACACCUUUUACAUAUCUAAUCCAACUUGGGGUAACCAUAAAAUGAUCUUCAACCAGGCUGGGUUCACGAAUUGUGUUCAAUACCGGUACUGGAAGGCAGGGACUCGUGGUCUUGACUUUGAAGGCAUGAUAGAGGAUCUUAAGAAUGCCCCAGAAAAUUCAGUCAUCAUCCUUCAUGCUUGUGCACACAAUCCAACAGGAGUGGAUCCAACUGAGGACCAGUGGAAGCAGAUUGCCGAUGUUUGUGAGGAGAAGAAACUCUUCCCUCUCUUUGACUCUGCCUACCAAGGCUUUGCAUCUGGAGAUCUUGACAGAGAUGCUUGGGCUGUGCGCCAUUUUGCUGACAGAGGAUUUGAGAUGAUGGCUACACAGUCCUUUUCCAAAAACUUUGGUCUCUACAAUGAAAGGGUUGGCAACCUGAUGAUGAUUGUUAAUGACACCAGUAUGAUUGUUCCCAUGAGGUCUCAGCUGACAUUACUUGUUCGAGGUUCUUACUCCAAUCCUCCAAGUCAUGGUGCUCGCAUUGUUUCUGCUGUCUUGAACAAUGAAGCACUUUUUAAUGAAUGGAGAGAAUCCAUCAAAAUAAUGAGUGGAAGGAUUAUUGAGAUGCGCAAAGGACUGAGAGAACGCCUUGAGAAGCUUGGUACCGCUGGGACUUGGGAUCACAUCACAAAACAGAUUGGAAUGUUCUCAUUCACUGGUCUCACAGCGGAUCAGGCCAAGCAUCUGGCAGAUAAGUAUCACAUAUUCUUACUGUCAAGCGGUAGAAUCAAUAUGUGUGGACUGACUACAGGUAAUAUUGAUUAUGUUGCAGAUGCUAUUCAUGAUGCCGUAACCAAUGUCAAAUAAAACAUAAGUUUUAAUGGUUGUGACUCAUUGAAAAUCAGUGGUUGGAGGUUGUAGUGGUAAAGGAUUUUUACCAUUGAUUUGCUUUUCCAGUAUCGAUCAAACCAAGGGCUUGGGGAAAUUUGGAAGCUGGGUAACAGAUCAGUUUUCCAUUAUAGUAGUAAAUUGGGGAGAGUUAUUUGACUUCAAAAAAUGUAAUGUUACCUGAAAAAUAUGAGUAAACUGCAGUAGUUCAUACAUUGCUUAAAGGAGGCACUGGCUGUGUUUUAACAAUUAUUAGACACCGUUUGGGCAAAUGUUAACUUUAUUUCUGUAUAUAAUGUGCUCUAAUUUUAUAAGUUUGUUUAUAGAGGUAGACCCUGCAACACUUUCUCCUGAAAUUAAUACUCAAUUACUGCAAAGAAGGGUGUUUUCAAGUUAUGUAUAUGCCUACAGCAAAAUACUCAAAAAAAAUUAAGCAAAGGCAGAUUUGCUAAAUAAUUGGCAUCUUAUCGUGUCAAGUAAAAGGCAUUUUAUUACCAAAGUAUUUUUAAAAACUGGGUGUAGUAUAAAGAAAUAUUUAAGUCGUAAAAUUUGUUUCAAGAUCUGAAAUGACAUUUUAAUGAGAAUUUACUUAAGGCAUCAAAGAGUAAUAUAUUGUAGAGGAUUAUAAUAUUAUAUUGAAAUGGAAAUAUAUAUUUGUGGAUGAAAGCAAUACGUAUGAGUAGUUUUGUGUAAUUGUACAGUGUAUAGAAUGGUGCAACAUUGAGAAGUCAGUGAUCUGUGGAAAUUAAAGGAAUUCACUCAUGAUUUUGAUUGCCCCCUGAAGUUUUUUAGUUCCUUAAAAUUAUUCAAGACUUCAGGGAUUUUGAGUCUUAUUUUAUUUAUUAUAAAGGAUAGUAUUUUUAUAAAGAUCACAAUUUAUCAUACUGUUUUAUGGCAUUUUUAUAUAAAUGGCAUUACACAUUUUUAAUAUAAUCAGUCUUACAAAUUUGACUUGUUUGUGAAUCUGUUAAACUUUGUUGAACCUGUAUUUUAUGUACAGAUUAUCAUGAUUGUUAAUUUGCUAUAUAUGCAUUUGAUUGUAGAAUGUAGAUAGAAUAUUAUUAGAUAUUCUAGAGAAGAGUUAUGAUGUUGAUAAGAGUGAUGUAAAUGUUAGUGCCUGUGUGUUAAUAACAGAAGAUGAACCUUCAAAACACGGUUGAUUGUUGCACCUGUAAAUAUAGUUUUUGUUUCCAUUGUCACUAUUUUGUCAGGAGAGUAAAGAUCAUUAAAGCAUU